Messenger RNA from Clonostachys rhizophaga, 3153 nucleotides. Lineage: Eukaryota; Fungi; Ascomycota; Sordariomycetes; Hypocreales; Bionectriaceae. The record is from the annotation of a GenBank genome assembly.
AUGGUACGAAGGAGAGCUGAAAGUAACAGCUACCCCGCCAGCGAACAGUCGAGACCGUAUUCGAAGCGACGCAAACAUUAUGACGAUGACCCGAGCGAUGGCAUCUUGACUCCCGAGGUCGACGAGUCAACCCUGAAAAGAAGUACCUACACGAUCGCAUGGAUCUGCGCACUGCACAUCGAGCUGGCCGCAGCCCAGGCAAUGCUCGACGCCGAGCACGACGAGCUACCGGGCCUCGCUGACGAUGAUAAUACAUAUAUCCUGGGCAACGUGGGCAAGCAUAAUGUGGUCAUUGCAUGUCUCCCGACCUCUCAAUACGGGACAAACAACGCGGCCAGCAUCGUCACCGACAUGAAACGAACCUUCCCGGCGAUUAGGGUCGGCUUGAUGGUGGGCAUUGGGGGAGCAGCCCCUGCCAUGGCCGACAUACGCUUGGGAGAUGUCGUGGUGGGAACGAGGGUCAUGCAAUAUGACCUGGGCAAGAUACUCAGUGACGACGAGUUUGAAUACACGGCGAUUCCCAAGAUCCCCCAGAGACUGCUCGGAACCGUUGUCUCGACACUGCGAUCGAAGCACGAACUACGACCAUCAAACAUUCCAGCCAUUUUGGAUGACAAGUUGGAGGAUAACAAGCGAUACAGUCGCCCACAAUCGCCAGACUGGCUCUUCCACGCUUCCUACUGCCACGAAGACUCACGAGCCUUUUGUGAGACCUGUGACCAAACCAAAUUGGUCCUUCGUCCCGCACGAUCGAACACUGAUCCUGAGAUACACUAUGGUGCCAUUGCGUCCGGAAACCAGGUCAUGAGAGACGCCAUAAAGAGAGACAAGAUUGCUCGGGACUUGAACAUCAUCUGUUUCGAGAUGGAGGCUGCUGGCCUCAUGGACAGCCUGCCAUGUCUGCCAAUUCGUGGUAUCUGCGAUUAUUCAGACUCCCACAAGAACAAAAAGUGGCAGAGAUAUGCUGCGGCAACCGCGGCUGCAUAUGCCAAAGAGUUACUUGAUGUCAUGCCGUCAGCAGGCAGCGAAAAGACCACAGCCAUCCGCACACCCAAGCCAGAUGGGAAUUCGCUCUUGGAGGGUUUGUUGUCCAAAGAAGAUGAGGUGUCACCUCUACAAAGGCGACGGCGUCUGAUAAAAGCGUUGGAGUUUGAACAGAUCCAUUCGCGCAAAGCCGCAAUCAUGGAAACACACUCCGACACUUGCCGGUGGUUUCUUGAACAUGAAGCGUAUCAGAGCUGGAGCGAUCCGUCCCAAGUAUCCAAACACCACGGCUUCCUGUGGAUCAACGGUAAGCCUGGGGCUGGUAAAUCGACCUUGAUGAAGUUCCUGUACACGGAAUCAAGGAAGCUGUCUCAGAAGAAUUUAUCUGCGACAAGCUCAUUCUUCUUCAAUGCUCGAGGCGAGAAGUUGGAGAAGUCAAUCGCUGGCAUGUAUCGGUCGUUGUUGGCACAAUUGCUCAACUCGUUUGAAGAUAUCCAGGAGGUUUUGGACGAGAUGGACCUCGAACCGGAUCAUCUCAUUGAUUGGCCACUGGGGACACUGAAGGACCUGUUGCGAAACGCUAUAUUUCGCCUCAACGAGCGCCAGUUGACAUGCUUCAUUGACGCGCUCGACGAGUGCGAUGAACAGCAGAUUGUGGAGAUGGUUCACUACUUUGAAACCCUUGCAGAACACUGUGCAGGUGCCGCCAUACCUCUCAAGAUCUGCUUCUCUAGUCGCCAUUACCCUUAUAUCCACAUUGAGAAAGGUAUGAAGCUCACCCUUGAGGAUCAAGAAGGUCACAGUGAGGAUCUCGCAGCCUAUGUUGAGGGCCGACUACGUGUCAAAGGUGAUGCUCUAGGGGAGCUGCAGUCACAGAUUCUGAACAAAGCGGCUGGCGUCUUCUUGUGGGUAGUUUUGGUCGUCGACAUCCUGAAUAAAGAAGAGAGGCGAGGGAGGCUAGCAAUGAAGAGGCGACUAACGGAGCUGCCAAGUCGUUUGACGGACUUGUUUCGGGACAUGGUCGCCCGUGACCAAGAGUACAUGGAGGAUCUCCUACUGUCCAUUCUUUGGAUUCUUUAUGCAAAAAGGCCUUUGACGCCGGCCGAGUAUUACCAUGCCUUGUGGAUCGGACUACAAGAGAAGUGUCAUGCUGAUCCUGAGCUUCCCGGAGUUGACGAUUUGGAUUCUAUACAGAGAUAUGUUGUGAGCUCUUCCAAGGGUCUUGCAGAGACCACCAAAGUAGAACCGCAAAGAGUACAGUUCAUUCACGAAUCCGUGCGAGAUUUUCUCUUGAAGGAUAAAGGAAUCGCAGAAAUAUGGCCAGAACUGGGCCAUGACUGGGAGACAUUGGCCCACGAACGACUCAAAGACUGCUGCUAUCGAUAUAUGAGCAACCCCAGGUCUUACAGAGUCGGUAUCCCUGCUGGGGUCUUUUUCGGCUACGCCCGCGAUUACGUGCUGGCUCAUGCCAAUGGAGCAGCAAAAUCUGUGCCUCAACACCGGUUUCUCUCCCGGUUUCCAUUGCUCAUAUAUUGUCGGGGCUAUCGUUACCACCACGACACAGAUUUGCUUUAUAUCCUGGCAGAUCAAGGACUGUCCCACUUGAUCACACAUAGACUUGAAGAUUUCCCCCGGAUAGAGACUCGCGGAAAUUCCUACCGAUUUCCGCUGUUUGCAGCGAUAAAAAAUCACCACCCGGACACUGUUGUUGCGCUUCUUGCGUCGGGAAUGGACCCCAGUGAGGCGACUGACAUUUCCAAGAAUUUAAUCUACGGCCAGGACUAUUCCAAGAACUUCACAAUGCUGACUUGGGCCAUCGACGCGGGUCACAUUGCCAUCAUCUCCUUGUGCCUCUCCAAGGGUUCCUUCGCCAAUGAGGAGGACCCCAGAGGUUAUAGCCCCCUCGGCAUGGCAGUGCGCAGAAACAAUCUGGAAAUUGUCCAACUACUGCUCGAUAAUGGGGCCAAGCCUCAGAACUGCGGACCUCAAGUGCUCAUCGACGCAGUUCAAAGUCAGAAUAUAGAGAUUGUACGCGCACUUCUUGACCAUGGGUGUGACCCCAACAAGUCCGAUGGGUAUUAUAGGCCGCUGAAGGUGGCACACAACAGACAAAACGAUGAGAUGGUACAGUUGCUGGUCGCAUACGGCGCAAACCCUUGGUUCACCUAG